Heterotrigona itama is the source of this 707-nucleotide messenger RNA. Lineage: Eukaryota; Metazoa; Arthropoda; Insecta; Hymenoptera; Apidae. The record is from the annotation of a GenBank genome assembly.
AUGACAUGGAUAAAUGUAAAUAAUUGCUUAAACAAUUAGAAAGAAAAACGAAUAUCUAAUUGGAACGAAAUUGAAAAUAUAAUGUAGUUUACAAUAUUUAAAAAAAAAAAAAUAUUGGACUUACAAUUUGAUGAACGAUUUAAGUUUUGAUUGAAAUAUUUAUACAUUGGAAUGUUAAUCAUUUCAACACAAAAAGGAAAUCGUCAUUUACAGUUAACAAUCAUAUAAUUCAAUUUUUUUGAUGAAGAGACCAGAUUUUCAAAAUUACUUAAUUCAUUUGCAAUCAACUAUGCGUGUUAGUUUCAUCAUUGACGGUGCGAACGAACUUAUUGCACAAUCUAAUGUAAUAUACUCGUGUCUUUUAUUUUUGUUCUAGUAUUUGAUCAUUGGGUUAUCUUAUAAAUUGAAAGUAUCUUUUGAUAGACGGAUACACAGUGUUGGACGUGGUAAUGUAUUGGAAAGAAACCCCGGUUCGUGGUGUGGAAGAAGCGGAACUACCACAAUUCACGAUAAUCGGUUACGAAACGAACGAUCGUAAAGAGAAGCUGGCCACUGGUAUAUACCAAAGAUUAUCGUUAAGCUUCAAACUUCAAAGAAACAUCGGAUACUUCGUUUUCCAGACUUAUUUGCCUAGCAUAUUGAUCGUGAUGCUGAGCUGGGUCAGUUUUUGGAUAAAUCACGAGGCGACCAGUGCUAGAGUAGCUCUC